Messenger RNA from Dreissena polymorpha, 1103 nucleotides. RefSeq lists its product as uncharacterized. The coding region runs from base 116 to 1006 and encodes 296 amino acids. The transcript has 8 exons. The record is from RefSeq and is a predicted model, not a curated record. Lineage: Eukaryota; Metazoa; Mollusca; Bivalvia; Myida; Dreissenidae.
CCCAUUUUUCAGAAAAUCACUGGCAAAUGUUGCUCGAAAUUAUUUCGCAUAUUGUAGUUGUCAGUUGUCGAGCGUUAAUUGUGUGAUUUCAGUGGAUAUUCUCUUUACGGACGUCAUGGGUUCACUGUGGUGUAUAAUGGCAUUCCUGAUUAAAGGAUUUAGCAUGACCGGAGCCAUUUUGGUUCGCCAACAUGGAGCUCAAAUAGUUGCUACAUUUGAAUGUACUUCUCACACUGACAUAACCAUCAACUUUAUUGACCUUUCGAACACACCACGAAUCAUAGCAGAUUGCGACGCGCAAGUUGGUUCAUGUCAUGUCUAUGACUCGAUUAUUGCAAAGUACUAUGCAGUGACAUACACGGACGAAGGAGCUUUCGUGUACAUAAAGAACACAACGUACGCAUUAGGAAAAUAUACAUGUUGCGAAACGUAUAAUAAAACAAAUUGUGACAGCACGGAGCUUGUAUCCUUUGCUGCAAAUGAUCCGAACAGAAGUUAUGUCCAGAUCGGCAACAAGCAGUCGGAAAUUAUUGAAACCGAUCAAAGUGGUAGGAGCGAUUGCAUGCAAGGUCAAUCGUUCGAUGAAUCUCUAAGGAUGAUGAAAGGAUUCAUAAUAAGUUCAUUUAUUUCAAUACUUAUUUUCAUCCUUAUUUUAAUCGGCAUAUUCUUCAGACGGCUGUAUUUAAAAGGUCAUUUACAGCGAAUCAAACGCACCAAGUCACCCAAGUCAAUUAAUGCAGAAGACAUGAUGGAAACCGAGGAAGUGCCGAUGAUCAAAGUGGAUAACACUUAUGCACAUGAAGAUACUCUAUCCAUGAAAGAUGCACCACGAGAGGUUUCGAUUCACUUGAUGACCGAGGUGGCACUGGUGACUGGGUUACAUGUAACACCCUUAGGAAAAAAUCAUGAAACUUUGGGCAGCGGGGACAGUGGAUUCGGCAGAUCCGGACAGUCAGAAAUUGAUGAGCCACCGGACUCUUUGGAUUUCAUUAAAGACAUCGUAUAGUGAUGCCUAGUGUAAAUCGAUAGAAUCAAAGUAAGUCUUGUUAUGUUUAAACGACCAUAACGACGGUAUUUCCGACAAAUAUAUAGACACAUUUUAA